CUGCAUUCUCUCUCUCUCUCUCUCUCUCUCAUUAACUAGAAUCCUUCAAACUUUUCACAAAAUCAAAAUCAGAAUCUCUGUUUUUUCCUCCAAACAGAAUCUUGAAAAGCGAGAAAAUAUAAGUUAAGUGAGAGUGAUGAUGAUGGAUGAAUAUAUGGACUUCAGACCAGUCAAGUACACAGAGCACAAGAAGGUGAUCAAGAAGUACACUAAAAAGUUGCCAGUGGAGGAGAACAAGAGGAAGAACAGUACUACUGGUCGUGACUCGGCGAGGUUGGUUCGUGUGUGCGUGAUGGAUGGUGACGCCACUGAUUCAUCUAGCGACGAUGAGGAGGAGUUUAUGUUCCCUAGAAGACGGGUCAAAAGAUUGAUUAACGAGAUCAGAGUUGAACCGAGCUCCUCCUCCGACGAAGUCUCGGCUCUGGCCGUUGAUUCUCCUCCCCAAAUGGUCUCUGUUUCCGGCGCCGACCAAAACCAAAAGAAGUUCCGCGGCGUGAGACGUCGACCGUGGGGAAAAUACGCGGCGGAGAUUCGUGAUCCGGUACAACGCCGGAGGAUCUGGCUAGGUACUUUCUCAACGGCGGAGGAAGCUGCUAUCGUCUACGACAACGCAGCAAUCAGGCUUCGUGGCCCUGAUGCUCUUACCAACUUCACCGUACCACCAGAACCUGAACCAGAACCGGACCGGGAGAGCAACGUAUCGGUUUAUUCAACAUCAGAAUCAGUGGAAGACUCUCAUCAUCAUCUAUCAUCUCCUACAUCAGUUCUGAACUACCGUAUAUCCGAGCCAGUUGAUGAACCGGUCAAACCGGUUAAGCAAGAGUUUAUUGAACCGGAACCAAUAAGCUGGCACCUGGAAGAAGUUAAUAGUUCAUUUCCAUUGGACAUUCCAUUUCCGGACAACUAUUUCACUGAAACAUUGGAGGAUAUUUCCAUCUUCGAUCAGUCCAUGUCUCCUAUACAAUCAUCGGAGAGUAAUUUCUUUGACGAUCUUAUGGUAUUCGAUAACAGCAACAUAGGAGGAGAGAGCUACUCUUCUAAAAUCAAAGAGAUUGGUUCGAUAUUCAAUGAUCUCGAUGAUUCUUUGAUAUCAGAACUUUUAGUUGUGUGAUAUUUGUACCAAAGAGAAAAAAAACAUUGGUUGCGGAUAUUGCUGGUGCAAGUCACAGUUUUGAUUAAUUUUUCUGUUUUUUUUCUUAUAAUGUUGAGAAAUUUUGUAAUAUUGUAU
Molecule: messenger RNA, 1228 nt
Organism: Brassica oleracea var. oleracea
Lineage: Eukaryota; Viridiplantae; Streptophyta; Magnoliopsida; Brassicales; Brassicaceae
Product: ethylene-responsive transcription factor CRF4-like
Exons: 1
Coding region: 137-1111 (324 amino acids)
Biological process (GO): regulation of DNA-templated transcription
Molecular function (GO): DNA binding; DNA-binding transcription factor activity
Source: RefSeq, a predicted model, not a curated record